Molecule: messenger RNA, 996 nt
Organism: Postia placenta MAD-698-R-SB12
Lineage: Eukaryota; Fungi; Basidiomycota; Agaricomycetes; Polyporales; Adustoporiaceae
Exons: 7
Coding region: 27-917 (296 amino acids)
Biological process (GO): vesicle-mediated transport; mitotic spindle elongation
Cellular component (GO): Golgi membrane
Source: RefSeq, a predicted model, not a curated record
GCUCACCGCCAAUCUUGCCCUUUGGGAUGACGGCCAUCGGCAACAGACUAGUAUGGCUUGCCGCUAUGCUCAGGCACUACAUUACAGCUGCAUUCCGGCGGUACCAGAAGCUGACUACCCAUGGUAAAUUAUUUAUCUGGGCUACCGCAUGCCUCUACGGCACUCUUGCUUCCAUCAUCAGUAUCAUUGGACCCGAACGCAUUGGCCAGAGUCUGUACAAUCUUGCACAGAGAAUUAGCCACCAGCCAUAUGGCUGGAUGAUAUUGGGUGGUGCACUGGUGUUCGUGUCGUUCCCGCCAUGCAUCGGUCAUACAACCCUCGUCACGCUUUGCGGCUACGCAUAUGGUAUGAAGGGAUUCAUUGUUGCUGCAGGGGGCUCUCUCUUCGGCUCCGCACUUGCCUUCGUCGUCUUGCGCUUUCUCUUCAGCGAGAGGUUGCGGCGGUGGUCAUCGUCCAAUGACAAAUGGCAAGCUCUCGAAACUGUUGUGGCCGCCAAGGGACUCCCCUUGAUCACUCUCAUCCGUGCAUCCCCUUUCCCUCCAUGGGUGUACUCGAAUGCACUGUUCGCUUCUAUAGAGGCUGUCGCGUUGUGGCAGUUUGUCCUUGCGACACUCGUCGUCUUCCCGAAGAUUGCUCUCUUCGUCUUUGUCGGAUCGCGAUUGGCAUCCUUGUCUGACGGGGAGCAACGGAGCCAUAUGGAUACCUCCACGAAGAUCCUUAACGUAGCAGUAUCAAUCGGAGGGGUCCUUGUAGCUAUAACUGCAAGCUGGAUCGUCUACCGCGCCAUGCAGGUCGAGAUCCGACGGCUCCAGGGCAUAUCACCGGAGAUCGACGAACUAGCAGCCGAAGCGUUGGAGGAGGCCGAGGAGGGCGCGCCUCUCCUUAGAAACUACAACGAAGGCGCUCCUCGCGCCUGAUACUAGGUUUCGUAGAUGAGGCUGGGCAUCGCUCUCUGCAUAUGUCUGUACUACUGUAAUGGACUACGAACGUUAUAUU